GCAUCGCAGCCCCAGCCGCAGCCAGCGCAGGCGCAGACGAUCGUGCACCGCGCGACGCAGUAUGUGCACUACAACCCGCACCCGCAGCAGCAGCAGCAGCAACAACAGCAACAACAGCAUGCCCCGGUGUACCCACACGCGCACCCGCAGACCGUCUCGCCGCACGACACGCUGCAGCACCUCGCGCACCAGCCCGCGUACGGGGGCACCGCGGGGAUGGGCGUGCUCGUGCCCACGGCGACGGCGACGGCGACGGCGACGUCGAAGCAGCCGGUCGUCGCGACGGGGAACUGGAGCCGGGACCUCGUGCAGCAGGCGAAGACCGCCGAGCUCAAGAAACACGCGUUGACGCUGCAGCUGCACACGGCGCACAUCCUCUCUGCGCACGCGUCGUACGAGCAGAAGACGAAGACGAUGGAGGAGAUCACGGAGCAGAAGAACCGACUCGAGAGCGAACGCCUGCGGCUCAUCGAAUCGCUCAGCAAGAUCACGGACGACCGCAACCAAGCGGACAUGCUGCUCUCCUCGCUGACGCGCGAGACCGCCGCGCUGCGCACGAAGCUCGGCGCGCUGACGACCGCGGAGAGCGAGUACGUGCGCACGAAGGCAGAUGUCGACCGGCUGCGCGUCGAGCUCGGGCAGUCGCCGCUCCCGGGGCUCGCAGAGACGCUGCGCGAGCGCGGGAUGGGCGUCGGCGCGCUGGGCGAUGC
Mycena citricolor is the source of this 710-nucleotide messenger RNA. The record is from the annotation of a GenBank genome assembly. NCBI's taxonomy places the organism in Eukaryota, Fungi, Basidiomycota, Agaricomycetes, Agaricales, Mycenaceae.